Messenger RNA from Peniophora sp. CBMAI 1063, 618 nucleotides. NCBI's taxonomy places the organism in Eukaryota, Fungi, Basidiomycota, Agaricomycetes, Russulales, Peniophoraceae. The record is from the annotation of a GenBank genome assembly.
AUGGCAGACUAUACAUACGAGAUCGCUUGGUGGCCUGCACCUGAGGCAGUCAAGAAGGACCUUAACGCGUACAAGCCCGCCGUGGACGUCAUCACCAAGUACACGCCUCACCCCGUCUUCAUCGGCCUUAGCGUCGAGAAGCAGGACAAGUUCUGCAUGUUCGUCACUUGGGAGAACACCGCCGCGCACGGCGCCUUCAUCGCACACCCCGACCGCCCAGCACUCCUACAGAACCACCCGUCCAUCUUCCCCUCCAACAGCCUCAGCGACGCGACGGUUUACCACACGCAUCUGAACGCCGAUCCACUGCCCAUCAUCCAGACCCCGGUCGUCGAACAGACGAUACUUACGCCCAGAGACGGCGUAUCGCUCGAUGAGUUGAAGGAUACGCUGUUCAGGGCGGAGGAGGUGUUGAAGGGUAUGAGCGAUGUGUGUUUGGGACUUGUGCUAGGUACGAUCGAAGAGAAGCCGGAGCUGCUCGUUGUGCUCGUUGGGUGGACGAGCGUCGAGGCCCAUCAAGCUUAUAUCGCUGCGGAGGGUGCUCAGGAAGCGGAUGAGAUACGGGCGAAGAUCAAAGAGUUCGCGAUGUUCUAUGUCUCGUACACUCGGCAGACGUAG